Messenger RNA from Anopheles moucheti, 1696 nucleotides. RefSeq lists its product as uncharacterized. Lineage: Eukaryota; Metazoa; Arthropoda; Insecta; Diptera; Culicidae. The transcript has 3 exons. The coding region runs from base 230 to 1489 and encodes 419 amino acids. The record is from RefSeq and is a predicted model, not a curated record.
GCAAUGGUUGGUUCGUGGGUUUCUCCUCUGCUUUUCACAAUGUACCGCUACUGGGGCUGCAGUAUCCGCAAGCGGGUUGUUUGUUUGUGGCCUUUUUGCAGCAUAGUACAGAAAUAGCAUAGUGCGCGACUUCCGAAAACAUUCUAGUGCGGCAGGUCUGUUGUGAAGCCGAGCAGCACGGUGGGUCACUUGACAAUCGUUUGUCUGAAGAUCACCACAAUUGUCCAUCAUGCUACUGGCGGUAGCACUGCUUUUAUCGACUUUGGUAGCGCGAUUGGACGGGAGGUUUUUGGAAAUCAGCAAACAGCCACCCGGAACCGUUGCGAUUGUGCCGAAUGAUGACGAUGGCGAAAGUGUGCUGCUCGGUCCGUUAUUUGAUGAUCUGCAAGAACUCGACCGCGAAAAAGCUAGUGAAAUGAUUUCGGUAAAACUGUUAAACCAGUAUCACGCGAAAACGUUUGAUGUCGCGGAGCAGCUGAACGGUAACGACAUGAUGCUCGAUGAUGCCCGUCCAUUAUCAACGGAGUUGGACUAUGAAGCGGUGAACCAUUUACAGGCACAUGGCAAUCACUUCGAGGGGCCUUUCGUUCAUCCAUCUUCAAUCGAUACGAAUGUGAUCGACAUGAAGGAAAAUGGUAUAGAGCAGGAUUUUGCCCCAACAGAAACGAUCCUUGACAAACGUUUGCUGGAAGGUUGGAUACCGUCCGAGAGCAGCGUGGUACCACCGAGUAGCACCGUAGCUACGCGUGAAAUCAAGGGCAAUUUGAUGGCUGCUACUACUGCUACUACCACUACCAUGACAACUACUAGCACAACCACAAGAAUGACCACCGUGCGUAAAAUACAGCGCAAGACACGCCGGUUACAGUCGGUUAGCAGUUCGAGUAGUCCUCGUCCUCCAAGUAGUACACAGCGAACACCUUCUAGCAGAGCGGUGACAGCAGCGACAACUACGUCCACAAGCCAAAGACCAUCAGUUCCCAAGAUAGACAUUAAAAAGCUUAAUCUGGAUCAUCUUGAAAAUGACCUGCUAUCCUUUUCCACACUGGUCCCUCCGCAGGCUUUGGCGCUCGCGUCCGUGUCCUCGUCCGUUCGCCUUCUGCCGAGAAGUAUAAAACCAGAGGAAGUGGUUCCCACUUGCGGCUGUCAGCACAAGAAGCGAUCACUCUCGAAGAAUCUGUACUCAUCCGAGGAUCCUGUGGAUGACUAUGACUACUACGAUGACUACGACUAUAAUGAGGUGCAGAAGAGGCCCAGAUCGCUUGCCGAUCGGCCAAUGCUAUUCCCGGCCAUGUCACGCCUGCUCGCUGUUGGUUCCAGCGAAGUCCAGGAGAGCAGCAUCGAACGGGCAGAAAAAGUACAUGGCACACUGGAACGGCUGAUGGGCAUCGUGACCAUCUUUUCACAUGUUGAUGAUUUUAUUCAGCGGAAAACGAAACAAUCGAUACGACGGUUGGCGCGUCUGUACGAAAGCGAGGAGUCGGAUUAAGUUUGCGGAUCAACAACGGUCGAUUGUUUGCUGUUGAUUAUCGGUUCAUACGACAUGUUUACCUGAUCUGAAACAGUGGUGAUUGGGAGGAAAUGGGUUUGUUAAUGUAAUAAUCUUGUAAAUAUAAUUAUCUAAAUGCAUUUCAAAGUUCGCUCGCUCGCUGAAAUAAAAGUACGCUGUCAACACACGCUGUGACGUGCGCUGGCA